AAAAUAAAAAUUAUAGAGUGAAACAGUAAGUAACCAGAGAUGAACGAGUGAGCGGAGAGAGAGAGAGGGCGGAGGGCACCGAGAGAAAAAAAAGACAGGCAGGAAGAGAAAGAGAGCAGGAAUUAGAAAGUAAGAAAACAGUGGAAAAAAAAGAAAAAGGAAAACAGACCAGCCAUAAAAUUCUCCCACGGCGAAAACCUAGGCAACCUCCUUAACAUACCAGCGCCGCCGCUGCCAACAACCACACAGUAUGCCCUUCGCCGGCAGCCGUCUACACCAUCACCGAACUCCACCACAGAUUCCAGCCACACCCACAGCCAUUUGCCUCAUCCGAUCAGCCUUCCCUAAUCAAUCAACACACCACCAAAACACAUAAUAGCCACCAUAGGCCGAGAAACCAAGCAAAUUUCCACCAGAAACCACACCAAAGAAUCCAACAGUGACUGCUGCCUUUUCUCCAAAUAACCAGAUCGUUUUCUGCCUGUUUCUUCCCGCGGGUUCAUCUCCGCUCGUGAGAUGCACGCGCCGCCGACCAAUCGCAUGACAACUCUCUAGCGCGUAGGUCACGCUUCCCAGUCUCCUUUACAGCAGUUUCCGCCCUAACUCAGCAGCUCCCGAACUUCGUUUUCAAACUUCCUUCACCAUUUGAGAGAAAGUACCAACCUAUCUAUGUAGCUCACUCCCUGCUGCUAUCUUUUUCCUGCAAUUAAUUCCCUACUCGGAUUCGACGAUCUCCUGAAAUGAGAUGGCGUCUUCACAAUCUUCACAAAAUGUGGAGUUGGAGGCUGCCAAGUUUCUACACAAACUCAUUCAAGAUUCUAAAGAUGAGCCUGCGAAACUGGCUACAAAACUCUAUGUGAUUUUGCAACACAUGAAAUCAAGCGGGAAGGAACAUUCGAUGCCGUAUCAAGUAAUAUCAAGGGCCAUGGAGACUGUCAUCAAUCAGCAUGGUCUUGAUAUUGAAGCUUUGAGGUCAUCACGCCUUCCUUUGACCGGUGGAACUCAAAUGGGGGAUUCUUCAACUGCACAAUAUGGAGGAUCUUCUCAGGCAGUUGGAGUUGGGAAAGACUCUAAAGCUGGAUUGGCUGAAAAUGAGAUAUCCAAAGUUGAUCCUUCUGCUUCCAGUAGGUGUAGUGCAGGCCAUGAUUAUUAUCAAGGAUCUGGAACUCAGAGGAGCAGCCAGUCGUUUGAUCAUGAAAGUCCUUCUAGUUUGGACACUAGGUCUGCCAAUUCACAAUCCCAAGAAAGAGGAACGAAUCAGAAGGAUGGUAAAAAGGCUGUUGCUAAGAGGAAGAGGGGUGAUUCAUCUUUACACUCGGAAAUGCAUGUUGACAAUCCCCAACAACUUGAUCCUCGCAAUACCAUAGUUAAUCCAAGGAAGGGGAAAAUGAACAAGGUUGACUCACCAGGGAGUUAUGCAGUUAGAGGUGGUGAAAAUACCAGCUUUAAUAAGGUUCCUAGUAGUGGUCAGCUGGAAGUUUCGUCUUCUUAUGUGUCUGCAGGACAACAGCAAGGGGGUUCUCUUUCAUCUGCACAUGAAAGUCUCACUUCCAGGUGUAUGUGGAAUCAAAAUAAAGCAGGGUUACCCCAUGAAAGAUCUCAAGUUCCGAGAUUCUCUUCGAAUUCUGUUUCUGGUAAUGCAACAGCAGAAAUUCCAUUGCAGCAGUCAGCAAUUUCAUCUCUUGGAUCAAGUGCUUUUAGCAAGGUUCAUGGAGGGAUGCCUGCCACUUCAUAUUCAGCAGGGCCCAUGGGGGAGCCAGGGUUUGCAGGUCUAGUGCAAUACAGUGGUUCUGAACAUCAGAAACAUGGAUUGGCAAAGGGUGCUGUAGCUAGUUCUGCUGAGAAAACCUCAGAAGGCUUUUUUUCUGCUAACCGUGCGGAUGACUUUCCCACUUCACUUUCAACUGGAAAGAUUUUAGAAAAUGAUAGAGGAAGUUCAAACAUGUUUGCAGAGUCAAAUAAAAUUAUCCAGGGUGGCAGGCAAUCUAGUAAUUCAGAAUUGACAAUGAUUAGAUCAACACCUCCUAGAGAUGUUGGAAAAUCUCCUGUUUCACAAGGUUCUGUCUCGCCUGGCAUGCCUUUCAAUGAACAACAGCUGAGACAGCUCAGAGCUCAGUGCCUUGUCUUUUUAGCAUUCAGAAAUGUUUUGCCGCCAAAGAAACUUCAUCUGGAUAUAGCACUUGGAAAUGUUGUUACUAAAGAUGGUGGCACUUUGGAUGGUCCUCGCAAAGAGCUGACUGAUCAUAAAGGAAAGGCACAAUCUUCUAAUGAGCCAACCAAUAUUCCUGAAGUUUUAAUGCCAUGUGGAAGGCUGAAUAAUGCAAAGGAAUUUGAUAAAGUGCUUCCAGGUUUGGGGGGAAGAUUCUUGGAUGAAAACUGUGCAUCCAAAGAAGCUGAUAAACUUAAAGUGAUGGAGGACAAAAGUGGUCUACCUUCUGACCCCUCGAUGCUUGCAGAUGAAAGGAAAUAUCUAUACUCCACAAGGAAACUGGAUGCUGAAAUACAAAGGCAGGAAGCAGUGGAAUCACAGGCAGUUUUCAGCACUGCAAUGCAGCAGCCUGAUUCAGCAAGGGGUGGUUUACCCUUGAGUAACCCUGCGGACAGCAUGGGGAAUGCCUUUCUUCAAGUUGGAAAAACUGACCAUGCUUCUUCUGCACCAUUCAUAAGUAAGCAGGCAAUCCCUGAGGCAGUUAGCUGGACUAGAAUUGGCAGUCAAUCCCUACCAUCCGGCUCCAUUCAGCUCGGAUUGGUUCCAGACAGAAAAGAUAAUGCUCCUAGUCAGUUUCACAUUCUUGGCAAUAGUAAUGCUUCAGAUGAUUCAAAAUUCGAAUUUCAAACAAGAUAUGCUCUAGAUGCGUGUAAAGUUGUUUCAGUUGAUGUUUUGUUAAGAAAUGACGUCUCUUUUACAACAGAACAAGAUGAUGAUGAUAAGUCAGCCGCUUCUACUGAUUCACCACCUUCUCCAAAGUACACCAUGUUAGAGAAAUGGAUUAUGGAUCAGCAGAGGAGGAAACUUUUAACCGAGCAAGGUUGGGCUCUAAAACAGCAGAAAACAAAACAAAGAAUUGCCACUUGUUUUGACAAGUUAAAGGAAACUGUUAGCUCGUCUGAAGACAUAUCUGCAAAAACCAAAAUUGUAAUAGAAUUGAAAAAGCUUCAGCUCUUGGAGCUUCAACGCUGUCUAAGGAGCAGUAAUUUUCUCAAUGAUUUUUUUAAGCCCAUCACAAAUGACAUGGAUCGUUUGAAAUCAUAUAAGAAACAUAAGCAUGGUAGGAGGAUCAAACAACUUGAAAGGUAUGAGCAGAAAAUGAAGGAAGAACGACAAAAGAGGAUACGUGAGAGGCAGAAGGAGUUCUUUGCUGAGAUAGAAGUUCACAAGGAAAGACUGGAAGAUGUGUUUAAGAUUAAGAGAGAACGCUGGAAAGGUUUCAAUAAAUAUGUCAAAGAGUUCCAUAAAAGGAAGGAGCGUACCCAUCGGGAGAAGAUUGACAGAAUCCAGCGUGAGAAGAUUAAUUUAUUGAAAAUCAAUGAUGUUGAGGGGUAUCUGCGAAUGGUGCAGGAUGCAAAAUCAGACCGUGUUAAGCAACUGCUGAAAGAGACGGAGAAGUAUCUUCAAAAGCUUGGAUCCAAGCUACAGGAAGCUAAGUCUAUGGCAAGCCGAUUUGAGAAUGAUAUGGAUGAGUCACGGCAUGCUGCUGUUGUUGAGAAGAAUGAAACUUCUGUUGAGAAUGAAGAUGAAAGUGACCAGGCCAAGCAUUACAUGGAAAGCAAUGAGAAGUACUAUUUGAUGGCUCAUAGUGUAAAAGAAAGCAUUGCAGAACAGCCAACAAGUCUCCUGGGCGGAAAAUUAAGGGAGUAUCAGAUGAAUGGACUAAGGUGGUUGGUUUCACUAUACAACAAUCAUUUGAAUGGCAUUCUUGCUGAUGAAAUGGGUCUUGGGAAAACUGUUCAGGUUAUUUCUCUAAUUUGCUACCUGAUGGAAACAAAAAAUGAUAGAGGGCCUUUCUUGGUGGUUGUACCUUCUUCAGUUUUACCUGGCUGGGAGACUGAAAUCAAUUUCUGGGCACCUGGAAUCCUUAAAAUUGUCUAUUCCGGGCCUCCAGAGGAGAGGCGCAGGCUAUUUAAGGAAAAGAUUGUGCAUCAAAAAUUCAAUGUCCUUUUGACAACUUAUGAAUAUCUGAUGAACAAACACGAUAGACCGAAACUGAGCAAGAUACAUUGGCGCUAUAUAAUAAUUGAUGAAGGCCAUCGCAUAAAGAAUGCUUCUUGCAAAUUGAAUGCUGACUUGAGGCAUUAUCAGAGUUCUCACAGGUUGUUAUUAACUGGAACACCACUACAGAACAAUCUUGAGGAAUUGUGGGCACUGCUCAACUUUUUGCUACCUAACAUAUUUAACUCAGCAGAGGAUUUUUCUCAGUGGUUCAACAAACCAUUUGAGAGUAAUGGUGAUAAUUCAGCCGAUGAAGCCUUACUUUCUGAGGAGGAAAAUUUGUUGAUCAUAAACCGUCUCCACCAAGUUCUUCGACCAUUUGUACUUCGGAGACUGAAACACAAGGUUGAGAAUCAACUGCCUGAGAAGAUUGAGAGACUUGUUCGGUGUGAGGCUUCUGCAUAUCAGAAGCUUCUUAUGAAGAGAGUGGAAGAGAAUCUUGGCUCAAUUGGAAAUUCAAAGGCUCGAUCAGUGCACAACUCAGUUAUGGAGCUUCGUAACAUAUGCAAUCACCCAUACCUUAGCCAGCUUCAUGCGGAUGAGGUUGAUAAUUUGAUACCUAAGCAUUUUCUGCCACCAAUUAUUAGACUUUGUGGAAAGCUUGAGAUGCUAGAUCGUUUGCUACCCAAAUUGAAAGCAACAGACCAUCGGGUUCUUUUCUUUUCCACAAUGACCAGGCUGCUUGAUGUUAUGGAGGAGUAUCUCACUUGGAAACAGUAUCGAUACCUUCGCUUGGAUGGUCAUACCUCUGGAGGUGACCGUGGUUCGCUCAUUGACCGUUUUAACCAACAAGAUUCUCCGUAUUUUAUUUUCUUGCUCAGCAUUCGGGCUGGUGGUGUUGGAGUGAACCUUCAAGCUGCUGAUACUGUGAUCAUAUUUGAUACUGAUUGGAAUCCUCAGGUUGAUCUUCAAGCUCAAGCAAGGGCUCACAGGAUUGGCCAGAAGAGGGAUGUGCUUGUUCUUCGAUUUGAAACAGUCCAAACUGUUGAAGAACAAGUCAGAGCUUCUGCUGAGCAUAAACUGGGAGUUGCUAAUCAGAGCAUUACUGCUGGUUUCUUUGACAAUAAUACAAGUGCAGAAGAUCGAAGGGAAUACUUGGAGUCCCUUUUGCGUGAAUGCAAGAAAGAGGAGGCUGCCCCUGUUUUAGAUGAUGAUGCUCUAAAUGAUCUCUUAGCUCGCAGUGAAUCAGAGAUUGAUGUAUUUGAAUCAGUUGACAAACAAAGGCGGGAUCAAGAGAUGGCAACAUGGAAGAGUUUGUUAUCGGGUCAAGGGAUGGAUGCUUUGGAACCUCUACCAUCUUUGCCUUCACGCCUUGUAACAGAUGAUGACUUGAAAGCACUCUAUGAAGCAAUGAGGUUGUAUGAUAUGCCAAAGGCUGGGGCAGAAUCCAAUGCAGGGGUGAAGCGUAAGGGACAGCAUGUUGGGGGCCUUGAUACUCAACAUUAUGGAAGGGGCAAACGAGCUAGAGAGGUACGCUCUUAUGAAGAGCAAUGGACAGAAGAGGAAUUUGAGAAGAUGUGUCAGGCUGAAUCUCCAGACUCUCCUAAGGUGAAAGAAGAAACAGGAGAGAGGAACUUGCCAAAAGAGGCUAGUGGGUCUUUAUUGGCUAUUGGUAGCACAGAACCUCAAGCUCCACCACAACCUCAAGCUCCACCACAACUGCCACCGCUGCCACCUCCUGUGGAGCCUCUCCUGCUGCAGCAGAGCAAAGAGGUAACUCCUCCAUCAAAACGGGGGCGUGGAAGGCCGAGAAGAGCAACUUCAGAUAAAUCUCCAGCUGCAAUGGUACUCUCAGUACCUCCUGAAACUGGCAAAGUGGAUGCGGAGUUACAGAAGGGAAUAGAGUCUGGCUCCUCAAAAACAUCUCUUGAUUCUUCUCCUGUUCCUAAUUUAGAAGGUAAUAGUGGAGCCACACCUCAUUUAGGAUCAAGGAUUGCUCCCAGUGCUCAGCCAACCACUCCAGUUUCUGUUGCACUUAGCUCACAAAUCACUACUGCCCCCCUUUCUGUGUCAUUGCAAUCAAGAGGUCGAGGACGGAAGGUUCAAGGUGCAGUUCAAACACCACGGCGCAGAGGAAAGAAUCAAGUGGCUGUUUCACCCACCACUUCAACUUCUGCUGUUCCUGAUCCAAAUAUAAAUGAUCAAUCACAGAAUGUAUCUGUCAAUCCAUCCGUAAUUGCCAUGGGUGGAACUGUUUCUAGUGCUCCCAUGCCACAACAUCCUAAUAAUUUUCCUCCUGCUGCUGCUGCUGUAGAGGGUAUUAGUGCAGCCACUCAUCAUUCUGGGCCUGCUUUGGAUUCUCAACCAAACCCUCCCAACCCUUCUAUCUCCCCUACCAUUCAAUCCAUAGUUCCUACUUCUUCAGUUCCUAUGCAAGUUAAAGGGCAAAACCGAAAGACUCAAAGUGGCACCGAAACAACUCGACGCAAAGGAAAGAAAGAGGUGCCAGUAUCACCUUCUGUUCCAGAUGCUUCAGACAGUCAGCUUUCAAAAUCCAAUCCAACGUUGUCACAGGAUAAAUCUGGGGAAUCAGGAAGUAAAGCUAUUUUCAUGGUUAGUAACCAACAGAAUGAUGCUCUGGAAAGAGAUGUUGACCAGGAGCAAGUGUCCCAAGAAGUUGGCCAGGAUAAAAAAGCAUCAGAGCAUUUGGAUGAUGUAGCCCAGCGUAGGCAACCAGCCAGCACUCCUACAACGCAUGAUGGUAUUACCAGAUCUAUGGCUUGUGCAGGAUCUUCUGGACAAAUUCAUGGUGUUGAUAUGCAUGAUGUAGCUUCUGUGACGAAGGAGGUUUCAGCAGUGAAUAGCUCUUCAAAAGCUAAAGUACUUGAAGUUUCUGGGAGUGAAAGUGGAGUUAUCCUGUCUACACCUCAAUUAAGUAAGCGCUUUGCAGAGGUGGGCCAGAAUCAAAACUCAGAGGAUAACCCUUGCCUGGUGGUUUAUCCUGCAACUGAGUCAUUACUCCAUUCUGCCACUGUAGAAGGUGUUUGCAAAACUGUGCAUCAGCUUGCUCCGAAGAUUACUUCCAGCUCUCAGCCAAUUUCAUCUUAUCCUUCUGUUACUCCAGUAUUUCAAUCUAACACUCCUGAAGCCAUGCAAGUUAAAAGGCAAGGUCAUAAAGCUCCUACCAGAGGAGAAGCACCUAGACGAAGAGGUAAGAAACAGGGUUCAGUUUCACCUGCUGUGGAUGCUUCAAUUGGUCAGGAUCCCAUUGUAAAUCCUCAAAUGCAAAUGCAAAAUAAGUCCAGAGAUUCAUUAGGGAGCAAGGUCAUAUCAUUGAGGAGUGGGCAAGGAAAUGAACUCAAGGAGUUGAAGAGUGUUGUUGAGGAAGCACAUAUUCCCAGUGGUUUGGUUGGUCAAGAUCCAAAAAGAAAAGAAGCUAGUGGGAUUCUGGCUGUUGGCCGAAUUCAGACUGCUGACGUAACUGAUGUUGCUCGUGUGAUGAAGGAGAUAUUUUCUGAGACUUGCUCUUCAAAAAAUAAAAUUGGUGACUCUUCUUCAGUUGAAGUUAGAAGUGCCCCUGUUUCAAGUAAGAUGUCUGUGGAGGUGGCAAAAAACCAAAGCUCAGAGGGUAAAGCACUAUCCACUGUGUCAAUUUUAGAAGCUACAGUUCCAGUCAUGGGGAGUUCAAUUGAUGAUUCUAAACAGCCUGGGUCUGGAGAUGGUGUCAAGAUGGAAGGGGAUCAUACUCCUGCUUUGGGUAAGGCUCCUACUUCUGAAAUCAAUCCCUCUAUGCUUGAAAUCAAGAUCAGUCAUGGCCCUGUUGAAAAAAUGACGGAGUUGAUACAGGCUUCCACUGAAAACCCAAUCACGGGAAGUAAUAUGGAAGUCAAUCAUUCAGUUCUUGAUGCUGGUGACAGGGACACUAUUACUUCUCAGAGACCUGCUCCUGAAGGUCUUCUUGGUGAUGGUGGUGAUCCUCCCAUGGUUACCCUAUCUGUUUCAGAUGUAACAGAACACCCUAGGAGUGACUCUGGAAACAAAACGGAGGCUUCAAAAGCAUCUCCUAAGUCUUCUCCACAUGUUGUUAGCCUUGGCAAUAGUACAAUAUCCAUUAAACCUGAUUAUACUGAUUAUUUUUCCUUAGGGACUGUUACUCCUAUUGCAGAUCAUUCAGAUUCAAGAAAUAUCCCAAGUGUAGCUGAUAGUGUAUCAAGCAGUAAUAAGCCUUCUGUGAAAGACUCCCUAGAUUCUUCUUUUGAAAUCAGAGAUGAUGAAGCUAAAACUCAAAUUCAAUCGGGGGUUGAUAUAACCAAGGUUGAGGGUGAGGAGGUCUGCAAAAUGCAAAUUGAUCCUGCUGUAUCAGAGGCCUCUUCUCUUAAAUAUCUGUCUUCUUCCUACAAGAUAGAGCCAAACAAUUCUGCAGCUGGAGCCAGUCAUCGAAAGGAUGCUUUUUCUCAGUUUGGUGGGAUUUUGCUGCAAAAUAUUUCUCCACUCAGAGGAAAUACCUAUGGCCCAUGUGAGAAUGAUCUUGUUGGAAGCUCAGAAGUAGUGGAGGAACCACACAAAUCUAAAGCAGGUAACGAAGCAGAAUAUUCUCAGGUUGGUGCAUUUGUGCCAAAAGUUAUGUCAGAAAACAUGGUUCUACCCUCGUCCUCACUGGCAAGGGAGGAAGAAAAGCACAGUAGACCAUUUGAGCAGGGUUUAGCUGGCAGCUCAAUGGAACCAGAAACAUCAAAGGGGUUUGAGGCUCAAAUGGCCAGUAAAAUGGAUGUAUCUAAUGCUAAUGUUAUCAUUCCAGAAAUUAGACCAGAACACAUGGUUCUACCCCAAUCUUCCUUGGAAGCAGAAGAAAACAUCAAUGGCAUUUUGGAGAAUGAUGUGGCUUGCUGUUUGGUGGUGCCAGAGGGAGCAAAGGGAUCUGAAGUUGAAAAUGAUAGUCAGAUGGGCGCGCAGAAGGUGUCUGAUAGUGUACAAGAAAUUGUGGAAGAAAAGGACAGUAGACCAUUUGAGCAGGGUUUAGCUGGCAGCUCAAUGGAACCAGAAACAUCAAAGGGGUUUGAGGCUCAAAUGGCCAGUAAAAUGGAUGUAUCUAAUGCUAAUGUUAUCAUUCCAGAAAUUAGACCAGAACACAUGGUUCUACCCCAAUCUUCCUUGGAAGCAGAAGAAAACAUCAAUGGCAUUUUGGAGAAUGAUGUGGCUUGCUGUUUGGUGGUGCCAGAGGGAGCAAAGGGAUCUGAAGUUGAAAAUGAUAAUCAGAUGGGCGCGCAGAAGGUGUCUGAUAGUGUACAAGAAAUUGUGGAUCCCUUACCAUCUUCUCUUUUAAUAGAGGAAGAUCAGGUUGAGGGCUCAUCUGAGAAGGGUGCGCUUUGUUUCUCUGUAAUAGUUCAAAAUUCAGGAGGGUCAGAAGCUGAAGCAUGUGAGCAACUAGAUGCAUCUCAUGCUGAGACUUUGGUACAAGAAAAUGUAUCAGAGAACAUGGUUUCGCCAAGAUCAUCCUUGGUAUCAGAGGCACCAGUGGUUGAGGGUUCUUCUGAGCAGGAUAUAUUUGGCUUCUCAGUAGUACUAGAGACAUCUGAAGGGUCUGCUACUAAUAAUGAGGUUCAAGUAAAUCCAUCUCAGACUAACACGGGCAUAUGGAUGCAGGAAUCUGAGAUUGCAAGAUCAUCUGAGAACCACCAAGAUGACAGCUCAGUAGCCAAGAAAUCAAAACCAUCUGCAAUUGAAGAGGGCAGUCAAAUGAUGGUAUCUGAGGUUGGUGGAAUUGUGCAUGAAACUUCUUUGGAAAACAGUUGUGUGCCAUCUGUCUCAGAAACAAAGGCAGAAAACACUAAUUGCUUAUAUGAGAAAAGUUCUCAUUGUGUCUUGCUUGCUCUAGAGGAAUCAAAACAGUCUGAAACUGAAAGUAGCAACCAACUGGUUGUAUCUGAUUUUCCUAUGACCGGGCCUGAAAAUUCUUUGGAGAACAUUUGCCAGUCUUCAUGUUCUCUAACAAUGGAGGUGGAUAAGAUUGAGGGCUCGUCUAAGAAGAGUUCUUGUGACCUGUCAGUAGCAAUGAAGGAAUUAAAAAAGUUUGAAAAAGAAAACAAUGAAUCUCAUGUUGGUAGCAUGGAAUGUGAAGAAAGUCAAGUUGUUGUUACCAGUUCCGAACACACACAGGUUGGUAGCAUUGGACCAGAAGAUACAUCUGGAAAUGGAAACACAGAAAAAUCCUCAUAUUCCUCAGAAAUGCAGGAAGGUAAGAUUGAGGGCUCAUCUCAGAAUAUCCCAGGGGAAUCAAAUAGGUUGGAAGCUGAAACAGAUGAUCAAACUCAGUAUGGUGGGAUGGCUCUAGCCAACAUGUCAGAAAUUAUCAAGGGCUCUUCUAACUCAGGGAUGCAGGAAGACAAGAUUGAGGGCUCAUCUCUGAAUUUACCAGAAGAAUCAAAUAGGUUGAAAGCUGAGACAGAUGAUCAAACUCAAUUUGGUGGGAUGGCUCUAGCGAACAUGCCAGAAAAGAUAGAGGGCUCAUCUCUGAAUGUCCCAGAGGAAUCAAAUAGGUCGGAAACUGAAACAGAUGACCAAGCUCAAUGUGGUGUGAUGGCUCCAGCGAACAUGCUAGGAAAGAUAGAGGCUUUAUCCUCCUCAGGGAUGCAGGAACACAAGAUUGAGGGCUCAUCUCUGAAUGUCUCAGAGGAAUCUAAUAGGUUGGAUGCUGAAACAAAUGACCAAGCUCAAUGUGGUGUGAUGGCUCCAGCGAACGUGCCAGAAAAGGACUUAUCUUCCUCAGGGAUGCAGGAAGACAAGAUCGAGGGCUCUUCUCUGAAUGUCCCAGAGGAAUCAGUAAGGCUGGAAGCUGAAACUGUAAUCGAUGAUGAAACUCAGUGUGAUGGGAUGGCUCCAGCGAAUAUGUUACCUUCGUCUUCUCUCUUGGAGGAAAAGACUGAUGUCUUAUCAGAGAAAGAUCCAGCUGAAUAAUAUUGGUGUAUCCAAAAUUAUCUGAAGUUGUAGAGUGAUAAGCUGUCUUCAGCUCUUCUUUUUAAAGAGAUUCGAUUCGGAACUAUUCUAUGUCCAAGGUCCAAUAUUGGAAUAAUUUCAGAGGUUUUCCUUGACUUUAUCCGUGUCAACAAACAAUUCGAAAUGCCUCGACUUUUUUAGAGCAGGUCCGAGUCAAAUAGCAAUGAUUCGAAGCACUUCUUUUUACACUAUUUCGGAAACCCAAGGACUUGAAUUGUGCCAAGAAAACACCAUCGAGCUUGGCUUCAUUUUUGAACAUCAGCGGGAAGAUUAGAGGGCCAAUUUGAAUAGGACCAGUUGGGAGGUCAGUGGCACUAGAGGAAUCACAAAGAUCCGUGGCUGUUUCUGUUUCAGGUAUUUAUGAACCAAGAAUUUUGCUGUACAGCUGUACUGUAAUUUCCUGAAAUAUAGUCUAUAUUUAAGCUCACUGAAUUUGGCUGACAACACCUAAGUUAAUCAGGUUUUAUAUUGCCCCGUGUAAGUUUUUUAAGUGAUCUAAUUUAUGGUUUGGUUGUGGAGUACCGUGUAUAUUAGUGUUUCUAUUUUGUAGAUAAAUUUAGAGAAAACUCAGGUUUUGUAAAAUUGAAUAAUAGUUUUAAUAUCAAAAUAAACUAGAUAUUUUAUUUA
Populus euphratica (Euphrates poplar) is the source of this 11770-nucleotide messenger RNA. RefSeq names its product chromatin structure-remodeling complex protein SYD-like. The record is from RefSeq and is a predicted model, not a curated record. Gene Ontology annotation, molecular function: ATP binding; histone binding. The coding region runs from base 746 to 11104 and encodes 3452 amino acids. NCBI's taxonomy places the organism in Eukaryota, Viridiplantae, Streptophyta, Magnoliopsida, Malpighiales, Salicaceae. The transcript has 36 exons.